AUGCCGGGUGCCCGCCGGACCAUCGUCGCGUCUCUAUUUCUCGUCUUCCUCCUCCUGAAUCUGCACUACCUCCGGCACCAGCGACCCAAAUGCCAGCAUAGCACACUCCACGACCAACGCUCCCAGCUCUGGCAACAGCUUCACCCCCUGCUGGCCCGAUACGCACCGCAGUGCCCAGCACCGAUCCUCCGCGGCAGCGCCGGCGCCGUCCGCUUCGACAGCGUCACCCCCAUCCCUCGCGAAGACUACAUCGAGAAUCGCAACGAGAUCGAGCUCCCGAUGCAGACAGCGCACGACGGCUUCGUGCAAAGCCUGCACACCCUCAAUUCCCCGCGCGCCUUCAUCUCAGGGACAAAAGGCAUCGUCACCGCCGCAGGAGGCACAUACCUACCGACGCUAGUCGUAACCCUCCACCUCCUCCGCCGCACCAACUCAACCCUCCCCGUCGAAGUCUUCUUGCAAGAUGACAGCGAAUACGAAGCAGAAAUCUGCGAGCGCGUCCUCCCAGCCCUCAACGCCAACUGCAUCCUCCUCUCCUCCAUCACAAACACAAACACAACGAGGAUAAAAGGCUACCAACUCAAAGCCUUCGCAAUCCUCUUCUCCACCUUCGAGACCCUCCUCUGGCUCGACGCAGACAACAUCCCCCUCCACGACCCAGCUCUCCUCCUCACCUCCGCCCCAUUCACAACAACAGGCCUAGUCACAUGGCCAGACUUCUGGACCAACACCGCCGCAGGCAUCUACUUCACGAUCUCCCGCCAACCCACCCCUGAAUCCACCUCACGCGCGUCCACAGAAGCAGGGACCCUUCUCCUCUCUAAGCGCACGCACCUCCCCACCCUCCUGCUAGCAGCAUACUACAACUUCCACGGCCCGGAAUACUACUACCCGCUCCUGAACCAAGGUGCCCCCGGCGCCGGAGACAAGGAUACCUUCCUGCACGCCGCGACGGCUCUGGACUUGCCGUUCUAUGCGGUGCGCACUCCGCCGGUAGAUAUCGGGCGGAUGAAUACCGCUGCGAAAGCGACGGCCGCGCUGAAUGCGGGGUUUGUUCAGGUUGAUCCGGGAGAGGAUUUUGCUGUUCAUCGGAUGGGACCGGAUGGUCGAAAGGGAGCAGGGCUCGGGCUGACACCCCGCGCAUUCUUCAUCCACGCCGGUGCGCCGGAGUUUAAUCCCGGGAAGGAGCUGCUCGGGAGGAAGUUGAGGGGUCUGGAUGGGCGCCCGGCUAGGCUGUGGACUUAUCCGCCGAUGGCGCUGGAGAGCAUCGGGUUUGAUGCUGAGAGGGUCGUCUGGGAGGAGACGGUUAGUGUGGCGUGUGCGUAUGAGGGGUUGUUUGUGUCGUGGAGGAAUAACACUGGGUUGUGUGAGGGGGUGCGCGCGCAUUGGAGGGCGGUUUUUAAGGGGGAUGAUGUGGUUGUUGGCGGUUAG
Messenger RNA from Aspergillus homomorphus CBS 101889, 1431 nucleotides. RefSeq names its product alpha-mannosyltransferase. NCBI's taxonomy places the organism in Eukaryota, Fungi, Ascomycota, Eurotiomycetes, Eurotiales, Aspergillaceae. The transcript has a single exon. The record is from RefSeq and is a predicted model, not a curated record. Gene Ontology annotation, molecular function: alpha-1,2-mannosyltransferase activity. Bases 1 to 1431 code for a protein of 476 amino acids. Gene Ontology annotation, biological process: mannan biosynthetic process. Gene Ontology annotation, cellular component: Golgi apparatus.